AUGGCGGCGGCUGCAGUGCUGCCAGCACCCACGCAGUUCAAAGCUGCUCGAGCCGUGGUGGCGGUAAUGGAGGCGUACCGCGACGCGCGCGUGCAGUUUGUCAUAGAAGUUCCUGCCGCAUUUCGCGCCUCCGAGAGCCGUUCAAAUCCUUCUUUGCGAUUCGCCAGCUCGCCGACACGGGAGCAUGCUCCCGCGAACCCCGGAGGAUGUCAUCAACUUCCUCGAACCCCGAGAACAGGGGCGAGCGCGCGGAAGGGAGAAGAGGAGGAGGCGUUGAGCUCGGAGAACGGGGAGGCGGGGGAGAAAGCGGAGAAGAGGGGAGUAUCGGAGGAGGGGGUGGCAGAGCGCGCGGCGGUGGUGAGCGCGCUGAGCGCGGAGAUGCGAGCGGGGCUGGUGGCGGCGGUGGGCGAGGAGGGCGUGGAGGAGGGCGAGGAGGAGAGGCAGAGCCACGCCAAGCCGAGCACAGAGCAGGUGGCGGCGGUGGUGAGGGUGUGUGCGCAGCAUGGGGUGCCGGUGGUGGCGUAUGGGGGAGGCACGUCCCUGGGGGGGCAUACCACCACGCUCAUGGGGGGAGUCAGCAUGAACAUGACUCGCAUGAACCAAGUGCUGGCAGUGCACGAGGGGGACAUGGAUGCGGUGGUGCAGCCGGGCAUGAUGUGGGGCGACCUCAAUGCGCGCUUCGCCCCGCUCGGCCUCUUCUUCUUCCCCCUAGACCCCGGCCCCGGUGCCACGCUGGGUGUCAUGGCUGCCACGCGCUGCAGCGGGUCGCUGGCCGUGCGCUACGGCACCAUGCGGGAUAACGUCAUCGCGCGGCAGAUGAGCACAGUGAUCCCACUCCCACCCUCUUGUUGCCAGCCUGCGCGGCAGGCAGUGCUGACGAACGGCGAGGUGGUGCGAACGGCAGCGAGGGCGCGCAAGAGUGCGGCGGGGUACGACCUGACGCGGCUGCUGGUGGGGUCCGAGGGCAUGCUGGGCAUAAUCACAGAGCUCACUGUGCGCCUGCACCGCAUCCCACCGCUCUCCGCCGUCGCCAUGUGCCCCUUCCCCUCCAUCCGCGCUGCUGCUGACGCCGCCAUCGCCACCGUUCACAGCGGCGUGCAGGCCUCGCGGGUGGAGAUGCUAGACGAGGUGAUGGUGGGCGCGUUCAACAGCGCCAACGGGUACUCGUACCCGCACCACCCCACGCUCAUGCUCGAGGUCAUAGCCGACACCCCCCAGCACCUGGAGCAGCAGCUGGCGGCGGUGCGCGCGGUGGCGCAGCGGAGGAGAUGCGAAUCGCGGAGGGCGAGGAGGAGAAGCAAGAGCUGUGGCGCGCGCGGAAGGAGGCGCUGUGGGCCGCCUUGCGCUUGUGGGCUGUACUCCCUGCGCCCCGGCACCGAGCCCCUCAUCACCGACGUGUGUGUGCCGCCAUCGCGCCUGGCGGCGUGCAUGGACGCCACAACGGCCGACGUGCAGCGCUCGUCCCUCCCCUGCCCCAUGCUGGCGCACGCGGGCGACGGCAUUUUCCUCGUGUGCAUCUUCUUCGACCCAACCAGUCAUGAGGAGACCAAAGAGGCCAAAGCGCUCUCCGCUGCCAUCACCCUCCGCGCGCUCGCCAUGGAUGCGCAUGGUGCGGGGUGGUGGUGCGGUGUGGCGGUGCGGGGUGGUGGUGCGGUGUGGCGGUGCGGGGUGGUGGUGCGGUGUGGUGGUGCGGGGUGGUGGUGCGGUGUGGCGGUGCGGGGUGGUGGUGCGGUGUGGUGGUGCGGGGUGGUGGUGCGGUGUGGCGGUGCGGGGUGGUGGUGCGGUGUGGCGGUGCGGGGUGGUGGUGCGGUGUGGUGGUGCGGGGUGGUGGUGCGGUGUGGCGGUGCGGGGUGGUGGUGCGGUGUGGUGGUGCGGGGUGGUGGUGCGGUGUGGCGGUGCGGGGUGGUGGUGCGGUGUGGUGGUGCGGGGUGGUGGUGCGGUGUGGCGGUGCGGGGUGGUGGUGCGGUGUGGCGGUGCGGGGUGGUGGUGCGGUGUGGCGGUGCGGGGUGGUGGUGCGGUGUGGUGGUGCGGGGUGGUGGUGCGGUGUGGCGGUGCGGGGUGGUGGUGCGGUGUGGUGGUGCGGGGUGGUGGUGCGGUGUGGCGGUGCGGGGUGGUGGUGCGGUGUGGCGGUGCGGGGUGGUGGUGCGGUGUGGUGGUGCGGGGUGGUGGUGCGGUGUGGCGGUGCGGGGUGGUGGUGCGGUGUGGUGGUGCGGGGUGGUGGUGCGGUGUGGCGGUGCGGGGUGGUGGUGCGGUGUGGUGGUGCGGGGUGGUGGUGCGGUGUGGCGGUGCGGGGUGGUGGUGCGGUGUGGCGGUGCGGGGUGGUGGUGCGGUGUGGUGGUGCGGGGUGGUGGUGCGGUGUGGUGGUGCGGGGUGGUGGUGCGGUGUGGCGGUGCGGGGUGGUGGUGCGGGGUGGCGGUGCGGGGUGGUGGUGCGGUGUGGCGGUGCGGGGUGGUGGUGCGGGGUGGCGGUGCGGGGUGGUGGUGCGGUGUGGUGGUGCGGGGUGGUGGUGCGGUGUGGCGGUGCGGGGUGGUGGUGCGGUGUGGUGGUGCGGGGUGGUGGUGUGGGGUGGCGGUGCGGGGUGGUGGUGCGGUGUGGCGGUGCGGGGUGGUGGUGCGGGGUGGCGGUGCGGGGUGGUGGUGCGGUGUGGCGGUGCGGGGUGGUGGUGCGGGGUGGCGGUGCGGGGUGGUGGUGCGGUGUGGUGGUGCGGUGUGGUGGUGCGGGGUGGCGGUGCGGUGUGGCGGUGCGGGGUGGCGGUGCGGUGUGGUGGUGCGGGGUGGCGGUGCGGUGUGGUGGUGCGGUGUGGUGGUGCGGGGUGGUGGUGCGGUGUGGUGGUGCGGGGUGGCGGUGCGGUGUGGCGGUGCGGGGUGGUGGUGCGGUGUGGCGGUGCGGGGUGGUGGUGCGGGGUGGCGGUGCGGGGUGGUGGUGCGGUGUGGUGGUGCGGGGUGGUGGUGCGGUGUGGCGGUGCGGGGUGGUGGUGCGGUGUGGUGGUGCGGGGUGGUGGUGCGGGGUGGCGGUGCGGGGUGGUGGUGCGGUGUGGUGGUGCGGGGUGGCGGUGCGGGGUGGUGGUGCGGUGUGGUGGUGCGGUGUGGCGGUGCGGGGUGGUGGUGCGGUGUGGUGGUGCGGGGUGGUGGUGCGGUGUGGCGGUGCGGGGUGGUGGUGCGGUGUGGCGGUGCGGGGUGGUGGUGCGGUGUGGCGGUGCGGGGUGGUGGUGCGGUGUGGUGGUGCGGGGUGGUGGUGCGGUGUGGUGGUGCGGGGUGGUGGUGCGGUGUGGCGGUGCGGGGUGGUGGUGCGGGGUGGCGGUGCGGGGUGGUGGUGCGGUGUGGCGGUGCGGGGUGGUGGUGCGGGGUGGCGGUGCGGGGUGGUGGUGCGGUGUGGUGGUGCGGGGUGGUGGUGCGGUGUGGCGGUGCGGGGUGGUGGUGCGGUGUGGUGGUGCGGGGUGGUGGUGCGGGGUGGCGGUGCGGGGUGGUGGUGCGGUGUGGUGGUGCGGGGUGGCGGUGCGGGGUGGUGGUGCGGUGUGGUGGUGCGGGGUGGCGGUGCGGGGUGGUGGUGCGGUGUGGUGGUGCGGGGUGGCGGUGCGGGGUGGUGGUGCGGUGUGGUGGUGCGGUGUGGCGGUGCGGGGUGGUGGUGCGGUGUGGUGGUGCGGGGUGGUGGUGCGGUGUGGCGGUGCGGGGUGGUGGUGCGGUGUGGCGGUGCGGGGUGGUGGUGCGGUGUGGCGGUGCGGGGUGGUGGUGCGGUGUGGCGGUGCGGGGUGGUGGUGCGGUGUGGUGGUGCGGGGUGGUGGUGCGGUGUGGCGGUGCGGGGUGGUGGUGCGGGGUGGCGGUGCGGGGUGGUGGUGCGGUGUGGCGGUGCGGGGUGGUGGUGCGGGGUGGCGGUGCGGGGUGGUGGUGCGGUGUGGUGGUGCGGUGUGGUGGUGCGGGGUGGUGGUGCGGUGUGGCGGUGCGGGGUGGUGGUGCGGUGUGGUGGUGCGGGGUGGUGGUGCGGGGUGGCGGUGCGGGGUGGUGGUGCGGUGUGGUGGUGCGGGGUGGCGGUGCGGGGUGGUGGUGCGGUGUGGUGGUGCGGGGUGGUGGUGCGGGGUGGCGGUGCGGGGUGGUGGUGCGGUGUGGUGGUGCGGGGUGGCGGUGCGGGGUGGUGGUGCGGGGUGGUGGUGCGGUGUGGCGGUGCGGGGUGGUGGUGCGGUGUGGCGGUGCGGGGUGGUGGUGCGGUGUGGCGGUGCGGGGUGGUGGUGCGGUGUGGCUGUGCGGGGUGGUGGUGCGGUGUGGUGGUGCGGGGUGGUGGCACGUGCACGGGGGAGCACGGGGUGGGCGUGGGCAAGACACAGUACCUGGAGAAGGAGGUGGGGGCGGGGGCGGUGGCGGCGAUGCAGGCAGUGAAGACGCCCUGCACCCACAGGGCAUCCUCAACCCCGGCAAGGUGCUGCCGCCCCGCCCGCCCUGCCUCUCCUGA
This is a messenger RNA of Closterium sp. Naga37s-1, 4443 nucleotides long. The record is from the annotation of a GenBank genome assembly. NCBI's taxonomy places the organism in Eukaryota, Viridiplantae, Streptophyta, Zygnematophyceae, Desmidiales, Closteriaceae.